GUCACCUCUGACCUUUAACCUCUGGUGCCCUAAUCACGUGCACCAUCCACUCACUUUUUUGGAAAGUUCUUCGUUUGCCCUCUUCUAUCUAUGCUAGGAAUGAGCCAACGACACAACAAAAAGUCUAGGCAACCCCAGGGCAGGGGAAACCCCUGGACAGAUGCACCUCGUAAUCAGCAGCCGACCCCUGGUCACCCACCUGGUCACGUGGGUGACGGCACAGGUCAUGAGGGUGUGUACUCCAACUCACAUGUGGCUCAUGCAGUCACCACACUCAUUGGAUGUGUGGUGGAGGUGAAUACCACGUCCGGAGUGGUGUAUGAAGGUGUCCUCCGUGCUGUCUCUCCCAACAUGGACAUAGUUCUUAGUGUGGCUCACGACAAGAGCAAGAUUCUUUCUAGAGAUAAUGUGAAGGAGGUGCUAGAGUUAAAAUUCAACUCUGUGGUCAACAUAUCUGCCAAAAUAGAGCCCAAUUCCUCUUCGAGUACAGAUAUAUUCAAGACGGACACUGAGAUCAGCAAGAGCAAUGGUUCCUCCUCCGGUAGGGAAUUUGAGCGCUUCACAGACUUUGCUGAUACGCCAGACUCUCUGGAGAUGGAGAACUCCAAAGGGUGGUCUGUAGAGGAUAUGUUUUCAGUCAAUAGGGAAAAAUUUCAAGUCACUUCAAACUUUGACGAAGACCUGUCGCAAUACACGACUGAGCUGAAUAGAGACAGUGAUGGAUACACACAUCGCGCUGCUCGGGCAAAACAACUGGCCAAUGAGAUUGAGGGAAAGAAUAAGCGUGGCUAUGAUGAUGUUGGGACAGAGGAAGAACUAUUCAGUGCUGUGGUCCGUGGUAGUGAAGCUCCUCCCUUACCCCCGACACCCGUGACGUCAUCACAGCUUCAUACUCCCACCCAGUCCACCACCUCCACACAAAGACCACACUCGGAUGCACCUAGUAUGACAGAAAACAGCAACCAACCCGACUCAGUAGCAUGCAAUCAACCAUCCCCAAGCUCUAUUUCUGCAGAUCUGUCCACAUCAGUUUCCAAGUCAACAAUUAAUAAUGAAUCUGGCGACAUUGUGUCAAAUGCUGAAUCAGCUAAAGAUCCAGACAAUCACCGUGCCACUGUAAUAGACACUAAUAAUAGCACUAGUAAUGUUAGCUCCGAGCCAGUAACUGUGGAGACGUCACUCGUGAAAGUGGAAGAGUGUGCUGUAGUUGAGCCGAUAUCUGGUGAGAUACCAGCCACUGGUCACACUGUUGAAACCACAAUUGGCGCCUCAACUAUUUGUGAUGUUUCAUCAUCUGUUGAAGAUCCUCGUAGUAUUGAGCCGGAUUCUACCACUGACAAUGAGCCUGCUGACAAUAAGACAAUGUUUAAGCUGAACCCCAAUGCAAAGACGUUCAAGUUCAACCUAAAUGCCCAAGAGUUCAAACCUCCGGGAGCAAGCUUCUCUCCAGUGGUCACUGCUGCCUCCUCCACACCCGCUUCUCCGAGUCACACUGUCACCACCUAUCACCCCUCGAGCAGGCAACAUCGGCCGUACAAACGUCAGCAGAGGACCACCACACCCACUCAGGGUCUCUAUCCUACGUCGGAGUACAUACUGCAGUUGGUGCCUCAGCCAGGGGGGUUCAUGAUCCCACAGGGGGGGAUGGUCCGACCCGGGCAAACCCAUUUCUUGGGCCCUGGGAAUCAAGUGCUCUUCCCCGCCCCUUACCAACUACCCUCUGCACAGCCGGGACUGAUCAAUGCUUAUGCUCCACAGCACUUACAGCAGGUUGUGACGACAGGUGUGUCUGGAGCUCCCAAUACUCAUCCAAUCAUGUUGACCCCUCUUCAACACCAGCAGCUGUUUCAGCAGCAACUGCAGGCUCAGCAGUCAGGCCUAUUGACAGCAGGGGGUCAGAUGCAACAGGGUGCAGCUUUGUUACCGGGGGUGGGGCAAGGUGGAGGCCUCCUCCCAGGGAGCGGAGCCGUUCUACCUGGGAUAGGGCUGGCUGCAGGAGCACACCAAGGACAGCCGUACCAACAGGUGAUCUACAGCCCCCAGGGUGGUCAGAUGAUAUACACCCAACAGGGGGGCGUGCCAGCUGGUGGAGGUGCCACACCCAUGGGAGUGUCAGCUGGGACGAUGCCACUGCACUCCAAUGUCCAGCAACAGCCUCUGAUCAGUGCCGUCAACCUCACUCAACCACAAGUGUUCACCCCUGGUCGAAUCGUCUAUCCACCCCACCCCCCUGGAAAGUAGUCAGUUUCCGUGGAGUCAGACACAUAAUUUGUGCUAGGUGCAAUUCAUUAGAGAGAAUUAUUUAUGACAUCAGCCUGUGGUGCAGUUUGUAUGAUGUUCUGUGUGUGUUAUAUAACAAUGGAGACAUUAAAUUUUGGUUGAGUUUAAUUG
Molecule: messenger RNA, 2391 nt
Organism: Halichondria panicea
Lineage: Eukaryota; Metazoa; Porifera; Demospongiae; Suberitida; Halichondriidae
Product: ataxin-2-like protein
Exons: 15
Coding region: 91-2241 (716 amino acids)
Biological process (GO): cytoplasmic stress granule assembly
Cellular component (GO): cytoplasmic stress granule
Molecular function (GO): mRNA binding
Source: RefSeq, a predicted model, not a curated record